This is a messenger RNA of Ectocarpus siliculosus, 1269 nucleotides long. NCBI's taxonomy places the organism in Eukaryota, Phaeophyceae, Ectocarpales, Ectocarpaceae. The record is from the annotation of a GenBank genome assembly.
CUAUCAUCCCCCGGACCACCACUGCUUGAGCUUCACGUUCCAAUGGUUGCACCCAUGGCGGGCUUUCAGCGAAGAUGCCUGUCGACACAACGAGGCAAAGCAAUCUUCGUCGCCGCAACCAAGGAGCACACGGGCAAGACUUCUGUGUCCAUGGCGCUCAUUGCAGGUCUAGUGCGUAGGUUUGGGCCUACACGCGUGUCGUACAUGAAGCCUGUCGGCCAGAAGCACGUGCUAGUGACAGGGAAGGACGGAGAAGACCUUAAGGUUGACAAGGACGUGGCCGUGGCGAAAGAGUACUUCGGCCUUUCGGCCCCGUACAACGCCAUGUCGCCUCUCGUCCUGUACAAGGGCUACACGAAAGACUUCUUGGACGGCAAGAUGGACGUCCGGGAGCAAAAGAGAGUCAUCCAGGACGGGUUCGAGGAGCUCAUCCGGAGCAACGACUUCGUCGUUGUCGAGGGUACCGGUCACACCGGCGUCGGGAGCGUUGUGGGGAUGAACAACGCGGAUGUUGCGGGUUUGCUCGGGCUCGACGUCUUGCUCGUCGGAAACGGAGGCUUGGGUUCCACGUACGACGUCAUGGCGCUGAACAAGACCCUGUGCACCGCUGGGGGCGUUAGGGUUCGCGCCGUCCUCCUCAACAAGGUAAAACGCGGCAAGGAAGACAUGGUCAGAGAGUACAUCGGGAAGGCGCUGCGUACCAACUCGUGGGACGCGCCAGUGCUUGGGGUAGUACCGUGGGCGGAGUCGUUAGAUCAGCCGUCGAUACUGGACCUGGAGCAAAUGUUCGGCACGACGGCUCUCUCGGGAAGGGAACAUCUUCUCCGAAGGUACUCGCGCUUUGAACUCGUCACAACGAGCCUUCGACAGUUAUUGAAGAAGCUCGGAGCCGGGGGUAUCAGCGCCAAGCCCACGUGCUUCGUGACGCAUGCGACCAGAAAUGACAUUAUUCUCGGGUUGUUGUCUCACUCUCAAGACACCCUGGGCGAAAAGAACAACGCGCCCUUCGACGCAGGUCUAAUCUUGACAGGAACACCGCCGGGGCACGUUCCGCAUUCCUUUGUGAGCGAAUACAUCGGCCGCGCCGCUAUCCCGGUGCUGAGCGUCGGCAUGUCGACCUCGGAGGUGAUGCACAAGUUGGAGAAAUUCACGUCCAAGAUGAACGUCAAAGACGACCUGAGGACACGAAACGUCAUCGACCACUACGAGCCCGAGAUCGACUUCGACGCGCUCCUCUCUUGCGCCAGCGUUCCGCCUCGACCAGGAUGA